UGGCUGUCGAGCCACUGCACUGUGAUUGGUGGAGGCGGAGGCUUCCGGAACUAGGAGAACUGUAAUACAAUGGCGUAUGGCGGGGGAGAUAUGCAGGACAUGGAAGUUGAUAAACGUAGAGAGUCGGAUGAAUCUGCAGAUGAUGAUAUAAAAGAGAAGCAUGCAGUUCAGGAUGGAGAAGUGCAGAAUGGUGAGGAGGCAGCAGAUGACUCGGAGGCACCAGUAAACGUGGACACCAUCAUCUUGGACCCUGAAGCUGAGGAUGUUGACCUAAACCACAUGCGAAUAGGAAAGAUUCAGGGAUUUGAGGUGCUCCGAAAAGUAAAGACCCUCUGCCUGCGCCAAAACCUUAUAAAGGUGAUUGAGGACUUGGAACAGUUGGUGACAUUGAAUGAAUUGGACCUGUAUGACAAUCAAAUCCGUAUUAUCCAGAACCUGGAGAACCUAAGUCAACUCCAAAUUCUGGACCUUUCCUUCAACCUUCUAAAACAUAUUGAAGGUCUGGAGUCAUUGACUCAGUUGCAUCGUCUCUAUUUGGUGAAUAACAAGCUCAGCCGCAUUGAGAAUCUCAGCAGUUUGACACAGCUCCGUUUGCUAGAGCUGGGCUCAAACCGUAUCCGGGAGAUUGAGAAUCUGGAUACAUUAAAAGACCUUGACAGCCUUUUUCUUGGUAAAAACAAAAUCACCAAAUUGCAGAACAUGGAAGCUCUGUCUAACCUCACCGUACUGAGCGUACAGAGUAAUCGUCUUACAAAGAUUGAAGGCCUACAGAGUCUUGUGAAUCUACGGGAGCUCUACCUAAGUGACAAUGGCAUCCAAGUUUUGGAGGGUCUGGAGAACAAUACAAAGCUCACAACUUUGGAUGUUGCUACUAACAGAAUCAAGAGAAUUGAAAAUAUUAAACACUUGACAGAGCUCCAGGAAUUCUGGAUGAAUGACAACUUGGUGGAUAAUUGGGCAGACUUAGAAGAACUAAGCGGUGCCCAGAGUUUGCAGACCGUGUAUCUAGAAAGGAACCCUCUUCAGAAAGAUAACCAAUACAGGCGUAAAAUCAUGCUGGCGCUGCCCUGUGUCCGCCAGAUUGAUGCAACUUUUGUCCGGUUCUGAGCUGAUUUGAGGGCAUUAAGCGAUCUCUCUCCUUAUUGUAACAGCACAGUAAAAAACCCUUCUGUCAUAAAACAUUCAUCUUUUGUGUGAUACCCCAUUGUAUUGCCAUCUAAUCACUCCCAUCACACUCUUAAUUUCUCUGUGCACUGCAUGAUCCUCUUACAUCAAAGUCUGGGUCCGUUGCUCAUUCUGUUACCAUGUAUAACCUUACUACUGCUUGUCACUUGACUGUCUUCCUGUAAGACAAACAUUUACAGAAUGAGUUUAAAUUACCUCUUUUAUGACCAUGUCACAUUACAGUAUUUAUUUCUGGACAGUAGUCUUCUGGUUAAUAAAGGUUUUUAUCUUCAGCA
Molecule: messenger RNA, 1460 nt
Organism: Nanorana parkeri
Lineage: Eukaryota; Metazoa; Chordata; Amphibia; Anura; Dicroglossidae
Gene: PPP1R7
Product: protein phosphatase 1 regulatory subunit 7
Exons: 10
Coding region: 70-1107 (345 amino acids)
Molecular function (GO): protein binding
Source: RefSeq, a predicted model, not a curated record